CCCCGCAAGUGUCGCUGCGGGUGGAAUUCCUGUCAUUUGUCAACCACGUCUACGUCUAGAUUAAUUCUUUAAUUUUUAUAUUAAUUAUUGCUUUGUAAUUCCAUUCUUGUGCACUAUCACAAAGAUAUUCACCGGAGAAGUGAGACUCUACAAAGAUGUUCAUCUGGGAUUGGUUUACUGGCGUUCUAGGAUAUCUCGGUUUAUGGAAGAAAUCUGGCAAGUUACUCUUCCUGGGAUUGGAUAAUGCUGGCAAAACAACUCUUCUGCACAUGCUAAAAGAUGACAGACUAGCACAGCACGUUCCAACACUUCAUCCCACAUCUGAGGAGCUGUCCAUAGGCAAUAUGCGCUUCACCACAUUCGAUCUCGGCGGCCACACUCAGGCCCGUCGUGUCUGGAAGGACUACUUUCCGGCUGUGGAUGCCAUUGUAUUCCUGGUGGAUGCCUGGGAUCGGGGACGUUUCCACGAGAGCAAAAUCGAAUUGGAUUCACUGCUGACUGAUGAAGCCCUUUCCAAUUGUCCCGUACUCAUUCUAGGCAACAAAAUCGACAAACCCGGUGCAGCCAGUGAAGAUGAAUUGAGAAAUUUCUUCCAGCUUUAUCAAUUAACCACGGGAAAGGGUAAAGUCCCACGAUCGGAAUUACCUGGACGUCCCCUGGAGCUCUUCAUGUGCUCCGUUCUCAAGCGACAAGGCUACGGUGAGGGCUUUCGCUGGCUAGCUCAAUACAUUGACUAAGUUCUGUGUCUCCCUCCAAUCCUUUGUUUUUCCACAAAAAACCCGAGAAAAAGCAAAAGAUCCAAACACAAAAAAAAAGUGAACAGCAGAACCGCAGAGGAAUAUUCUUUUUGAAUAUUCAGUUUUGUCCUUAUUUUGUUUUUCAUAACUUAAUUACCAUUGUAAAAGCUGAUGUAAAUUUUGCCAGAAGAGCAGCAAGAAAAAAUACAUUUAGUUCUAUUAGGUUUCUUAAAGAAAAUUGUCAAAAAAAAACUUCAGUGGGGGAAUCGAUAAGAAAAAAAUAAAAUUUAUAAAGUCGGAA
Molecule: messenger RNA, 1038 nt
Organism: Phlebotomus papatasi
Lineage: Eukaryota; Metazoa; Arthropoda; Insecta; Diptera; Psychodidae
Gene: Sar1
Product: GTP-binding protein SAR1
Exons: 5
Coding region: 156-737 (193 amino acids)
Biological process (GO): intracellular protein transport; membrane organization; vesicle organization
Cellular component (GO): COPII vesicle coat; endoplasmic reticulum exit site
Molecular function (GO): GTPase activity; GTP binding
Source: RefSeq, a predicted model, not a curated record